Molecule: messenger RNA, 5676 nt
Organism: Anolis sagrei ordinatus
Lineage: Eukaryota; Metazoa; Chordata; Lepidosauria; Squamata; Anolidae
Gene: CNTN1
Product: contactin 1
Biological process (GO): brain development; cell-cell adhesion; axon guidance
Cellular component (GO): axon; plasma membrane
Molecular function (GO): cell-cell adhesion mediator activity
Source: RefSeq, a predicted model, not a curated record
GAGGAGGAGGAGGAGGAGGAGGAGGAGAGGGAUGCGAGAGGGUGAGUGGGUGGGCUCGCGCUUCCCAGGUGCUGAGGCGGGAAGCCUUCUCGCCACUCGCCGGUCCAGCCUUUGAGCCUCCAGCGCAGCAUCCCCUCACACCAGACAACUCCAACAGGUGAAAACACUGACAAGUUUCAGCAUUCCAGCAUUAUUUGCUAUUUUCCAUUAUCUGAACAUCAGCCUGGCAGCAUAAAUCCUUGUGAAUAAACAUUCCCGUGAAGAUGAAGCUACAGCCUUUAACCAGUCAUUUUGUUGCAAUCUGUUUCAUAGUCUUCUUGACAGGCCAGAGGGUUUCCAGUGGGGCAGGAUCGCCUGUACGUGAUAUCCAUGGACUCACAGUGUAUGUACGAGAUGAACAGAAAGGAUAUGGGCCAAUUUUUGAAGAACAACCCAUUGAUACAGUCUACCCAGAAGAAUCUCCUGAAGGAAGGGUUACUAUGAAUUGUAGAGCAAGAGGGAUCCCUACUCCAACUUACAAGUGGCAGCGUAAUAACUGGGAUAUUGAUAUUAAAAUGGCAAAGGAGCACCAUAUUAUGGUAGGAGGUAACCUGGAAAUCAAUAAUCCUGAAAAAUCAAGGGAUGAAGGAACAUAUGUUUGUAUAGCAUACAAUGUACAUGGAACUAUAAGGAGCCGAGAAGCAACUCUGAAUUUUGGAUAUCUCUAUCCUUUUACACCUGAAGAGAGACAUCCAGUAAAAGUACGAGAAGGCGUUGGUGCUGUCCUUCUCUGUAACCCGCCACCUCAUUAUCCAGAUGAUUUGAGUUACCGCUGGGUUCUGAAUGAUUUCCCAGAAUUCAUCACCUUGGAUAAACGACGAUAUGUGUCACAGUCAAAUGGUAAUCUCUACAUUGCCAAAGUUGAAGCCUCAGACAAAGGCAACUACUCUUGCUUUGUGACCAGCAAUUCAAUCACUAAGAGUGUAUUCAGCAGUUUUAUUCCACUUAUUCCUCAAGCAGAUCGUACAAAAGGCUAUCUUCCAGAUAUCAGAGUCAAAUUCAAAGACAUAUAUGCACUUUUAGGACAAAAUGUGACACUGGAGUGUUUUGCACUUGGAAACCCUGUUCCUGAGAUUAGAUGGAAUAAAUAUCUGGAACCUAUGCCAACUAGUGCAGAUAUAAGCAUGUCUGGUGCAGUUCUCAGGAUCUAUAAUAUUCAGUUUGAAGAUGAAGGGACUUACGAAUGUGAAGCUGAAAAUCAUAGAGGAAAAGAUAAGCAUUCAGCAAAAGUUUAUGUUCAAGCAUAUCCAGAAUGGGUGGAGCACAUUAAUGACACGGAGAGAGAUUUAGGCAGUGAGUUCCACUGGCCAUGUGUAGCUGCAGCCAAGCCUCUUCCAACAAUCCGAUGGCUGAAAGACGGAAUACCGUACUGGAAGGGAGACUUGAGAUUUUCUAGCCUGAAGAAUGAAGACAGUGGCAUGUAUCAAUGUGUAGCAGAGAAUAUACAUGGAAUGAUUUAUUCAAAUGCUGAGCUAAAAGUUAUCGUUUUAGCUCCGACCUUUGAAUACUACCCAAUGAAGAAAGAAGUUCUGGCUGCUCGAGGAGGUCAAGCUAUAAUUGAGUGCAAGCCCAGAGCAGCUCCCAGGCCAAAACUCACAUGGAUCAAAGGGGCAGAUAUUCUUAAAAACUCGACCCGGAUACGUAUUUGGUAUGAUGGAAGUUUGGAAAUUAUGAAUGUGACAGUAGCAGAUGCGGGCAACUACACCUGUUUUGUAGAAAAUUUCAAAGGAAAAGCAAAUAGUUCUUCUACUCUUUUGACCACAGCUCCUACAAGGAUAAUUCUAGCUCCUACUAAUGUUGAUGUCAUUGUUGGACAAAAUGCCACUAUGCAAUGUCAUGCAUCCCAUGAUCCCUCAUUAGAUUUGACUUUUAUUUGGCUUCUCAAUGGAUAUCCAGUAGAUGUUGAUAGAGAGAGUGAAUAUUAUGAAAGGAGCAUCAUGAUAAAAGAUAAUGGUGAACUACUAGUAAAAAAUGCCCAACUCCGUCAUGCUGGUAGAUAUACAUGUGUUGCUCAGUCAAUUGUUGAUAAUGCAACAGCAUCAGCUGAUUUAGUUGUGAGAGGACCUCCUGGUCCACCGGGAGGACUCAAAAUAGAAGACAUUAGAAAUACAUCUGUAGUACUUACUUGGAGUCGUGGAACAGACAAUCACAGUCCUAUUUCAAAUUACACAAUUCAAUCAAGAACUUUUCUUUCUGAGUACUGGAAAGAUAUGAAAACAGAUCCUCCACUUGUUGAAGGAAAUGUGGAAUCAGCCAAGGUGAUUGAUUUAAUCCCAUGGAUGGAAUACGAAUUCCGAAUAAUGGCUACUAAUAUUUUAGGAACAGGAGAACCAAGUCUUCCAUCACAGAUAAUUCAAACAGAGGGAUCUCCUCCUAAUGUGGCUCCUUCUGAAGUUGGAGGAGGAGGUGGCAGUAAUCGAGAACUAACAAUAACAUGGGUGCCUUUGCCAAGAGAAUAUCAUUUUGGUAAUAAUUUUGGAUAUGUAGUAGCAUUCAAAUCCUUUGAUCAAAAAGAAUGGAAAAGAGUUACAGUUCCUCAACCUGAUAUUGGUCGAUAUGUGCAUAAGGAUGACUCAAUGCCUCCUUCAUCAAGAUACCAAGUGAAAGUGAGAGCAUUUAACAACAAAGGGGAAGGACCAUUUAGCCUUACUGCUAUUAUCCAUUCAGCAGAAGAUGCUCCUUCUGAAAGACCUAGAAAUGUGCAUGUAAAAGUCAGAUCAUCCACUGAAGCUGUUGUUUCCUGGGAGCAUAUUUUCAAUCUAGCUGUCACAGGAUAUGAGAUCCGGUACUGGUCCCACCGUGAAAAGGAAGAUGCUGCAAAUAAAGUACAAGUGAGCAAUUUGAAUUUUUCAGUAAGGCUAGAAAACCUGAAACCUGCCACACAAUACAAUGCAGACGUGAAAGCUUUUAAUACGGCAGGCUUUGGACCUGCCUCUCAAUUAUUGAGCUUCACGACGGAAAAAGCACCUCCAAGGCAGCGACCAAGAAUAGUCAGUGUUGAAAGAAAUGGUUCAAAGUUCCUCAUCAAAUGGGACCACGUUAAAUCACAGUCUAACGAAUCUAUUGUGAAAGGAUAUAAAGUGCUGUACCGACCCGAUGGCCAAUUUAAUGGCACACUGUUUAACACUGGUAAACACUUUAUAGAAGUUCCUGCUCCCCUUACAGGUCAAUACAUUGUUGAAGUUCGAGUACACAGUGAGGGGGGAGAUGGAGAAGUAGCUCAAGUCAAAAUUCCAGGAGCUGCUGUUGGAAUAUCACCUAGUUGUCUUGGUUUAUUGCUGCCUGCCGUUGGUAUCCUUGCUUCCUUGGGAUUCUGAAUGUAGCUGGAUUUUACACAUCCACAAUUUAGUGCAAAGAACCUUUCGACCUGAGAGGAUUUCCGUUCCUUUUUGAUUCCUGUGGCACCAACCUAAGCCAAAUAAAUUACACUUUCAAGCAAAUUAUCCUCCCGACUUAACUACGGACUUCAAAGACUGAGGCAUCCGGGAACUCCUUCAUCAAGCAACUCAACUUUUGAAAGUUUGAGGAAUGAUUUUUAACUUGUUCCAAUUAUGCCUUAUGAAACACUUGUGCUGAUCUGCGACAGUUGCAUGAUUCAGUCCAAUCGGGCAAGUUACAGUGUUAAAACCCAAUAACAUAGGCUGUACAGUAAAAGUAAAACCACCACACAUAGGUGCUUUAACUUUAAUAACAAAUUGUGAAAACAUAAUAGAGAUUGAAAUGUUGAUUGUAUGUGGUAUAUGUAGGAGUAACUACGUCUGUCCGUACUAUCCUAUAUGUUUUGUGUACUGCAUAUUUUUGAAUGGCCCCUGUCAUUUAUGACAUUCCAGAUUUUUAGAGAUACAGUCAAAGCAAACACAUUGCUCCCAUUUUUUUUUGCAGCUUUUCUUCUUGAAGUGACUAAAUUGUGGGUUGAGAACACUGGAAUCCAAGUUCAUUCACAAUGGCUCUUAUUUCAGAUGGGUUUGGAGCUGUUCUACAAAUACUAACCGUAAAGGAUUUUCCAGCACCUUAAUUAUAAUGCCAUAGAGUAAUUCAAGAUGUAAUUUUACAAAAUAAUGCUAGUCAAGCCAAGUGUAAUUUUUCUCAGUCACAGAGAUGUUUGUUUUGCUGUAAAAAAAUAUUAAUAGCUAUAUAAGCAAAUUUAUUUCAGAUAUGCAGGGUAUCCAAGUAUUAUUGCCAUAUUUGAGUAAUUCUACUUCAAUCAUAAAGUACAAGAUUUAAAUUCUAAGAUUAUAAAUAGUCAUUAUAAUGGCACAGUGAAAUUUGAAAAAUGAUUCCACGUUAGGGUCAAUUUAAAAAUGGAUAGAGUAUUUAAAGUAGUGUGAAUCGUCUAUGGUAACAACAAAUGGGUUAUGCAGUAAAGAAGAAAGACAAAUGUAGCACAUAGCAAAAACUAUCCUGAGUGUUAUUUUUUUGUGACACAUAUAUUGCCUUACUUUAGUGAAGGCCAACCAUUAGGAGAAUGAUUUGCAUUUUCCAAUAAAUUAAUAUUGUUCUACUUCCUAGAGCUGUAAAUAAGAGUUGUAAAGUUCUAAUAUGAUUUCUCCCUUUUUAAAAAACCCCCCAAAAGAUAGAAAAGAUGUUACUGAAAUUCAGAAAGAUCUCAACUGUUCUGCCUGCUUUUAUGUUUUAGUUAAGCUUUCAACACUGGGAUUCCCACAGGAGAUACAGAAUGUCUUUGUUCUGACUGUUUCUAUGCUGUAUUUAAAGUUAUUAAAAAAAGAAAUACCAAUUUCUUUCGGAUUCCAUGGUGUGCUGGGAGUUUGGUGUGAAUGUGAGGGUGGAAACGCACCACUCAAUUGAUAUUGAAUCAGAUGACUUCAGUAAUAGUGCAAUGUCUGAUGCUUCAAGAAGUAUAAGCUUUUGAAUCAUUUUAUUAGCACAGCCUUGCUAGCUGCUUUAGAUAUAGAACUGAACUUUUUAGGACUGAUACUGUAGCCGCCCAUGAUAAUACUGUCUUCGUGAAGCCAGAACAGACCUUGUCAAUACUUUACACCCUUUCUUUGAUUUGUAUAAUUUUUGUACUAUAAAUUUACAUUUUAAAAGUCUAGAUUUGUCAUGAAAAAUAUCAAAAAUACUGUUUUACUUUGAUUUUGACUCUUUGUUACAAGUUGAAACUUUUUUAAACAGUAAGAGAAAAUUAUAAUUUCCGUGUUGAAGAAUGUCCAAAGCUAUAUGAGCACUACUGAGUUUCAUAAAUUCUGUACUACUUUGAAAGAAACGAAGAUGUCUUCAUGCAAGAGAAACUAAUCCUUUGGAAACUGUUUUGAUUUGGUUUAGGUUUUUAUGCAGUGUAAUUCAUUUUUAUAUAACCUACAAUACAACUAAAAAGAAAUUUGCCAAAAUGCAUGACUGCCUUUAAUUUUCUAACACAUAAUAUAAGGAACAAGACCAGACCGUUUUUGCAUGAAGACAAUUUGGAAGGUCAAAGCACACUUAUUUAAUUUCAUCUGCAACACAAAGUUUUCAUCAGCCAUACUAAUCAGCUAAUCCCUGGGUUACAUUGUUGCACACGAUUGCUCAAAUUUUAUUGGGGUAUUCACUCCUCAACAGUUGUCAGCACAACUAAAUAUACAUUGUAUCAUCUGCUUUACAAUGCAAGGUUCUUAAUUAAAGUUUCUAUAGAUAGACAAA